Molecule: messenger RNA, 2439 nt
Organism: Trichoderma breve
Lineage: Eukaryota; Fungi; Ascomycota; Sordariomycetes; Hypocreales; Hypocreaceae
Exons: 3
Coding region: 1-2439 (812 amino acids)
Biological process (GO): sphingosine biosynthetic process; long-chain fatty acid biosynthetic process; ceramide catabolic process
Cellular component (GO): extracellular region
Molecular function (GO): N-acylsphingosine amidohydrolase activity
Source: RefSeq, a predicted model, not a curated record
AUGGCUUCAGGCCAAGUAACAGAGAAAGGCCCUCCGCCGGAGUCGUCUGCGGCUCCGCGGUACCUGACGCGCGGGAAACACAAUGGUGACGGGCCGCGCCGAGGCUUGCGUCACUAUGCCAAGUGGCUAGUAAUGACUCUGGUCGUCGUCUUCACAUUUUUCACGGCCGUCUCUCGUGCUUUUAGCUGGGCCACGGUGUCCGGUGCCAUCUACAGCGCAGAUGUGCCGCAGCGAAUACAGGAUGAGCUCGUGGGCAGGAAGCUGGCGGCUCUGCAGCGGCAACAGCCACAUGAGGAGCAGCAGCAUCAGUAUCAGGGCCAGAAACAGCAGCAAAGGCUUGGGAGCGAGGGCAAGGCACAGGCCCUUGCCAUGUCCGGCAGCGCUGUAGAUGGCCACUAUCUCAUCGGAGUGGGCAAGGCCGACAUCACGGGGCCUGUUGUCGAGAUCAACAUGAUGGGCUAUGCCAAUACCGAGCAGGUUGGCAGCGGCGUGCGUCAGCGCCUGUACUCUCGCGCCUUCAUCGUGGGCGACCUUGACCAGCCCGAAGACAGAUUCAUCUACCUCGUCCUGGAUACACAGGCUGGUGACACCGCCGUCCGAUACGGCAUUCUCCGGGGGCUAGAGGAACUUGGCCCCGAAUACUCCAUGUAUGGACAUGACAAUUUAGCCGUCACUGCGACCCACUCUCACUCCGGGCCCGGCGCCUGGCUCAACUACCUCUUACCUCAGAUCACCAGCAAAGGAUUCGACAGGCAGAGUUAUCAGGCGAUUGUCGACGGCUGCCUCUUGUCCAUCCGCCGCGCACAUGAGAGCCUAGAACCCGGCACCCUCACCGCAGGCACCACCAAAGUCUUUGGCGCCAACAUCAAUCGAAGCCUCUACGCCUAUCUCGCCAACCUCGAGGAGGAGAGGACCAAGUACAACGUCAGCGCGGAAGACGAUGGCUCUGUGGAGAAGGACUUGACUUUGCUCAAGUUCAGAAGAGCAUCGGACGGCAAGAAUAUUGGCGUGCUGACAUGGUUCCCUACCCAUGGCACAUCCAUGUUGGCCAACAACACCCUCAUCACAGGAGACAACAAGGGCGUGGCCGCGGAUCUUUUUGAGAGGAAAGUUCGCGGAGGUGUCCAAGAGACGGACGAUUUUGUUGCGGGCUUUUCUCAGGCCAACAUGGGUGAUGCGAGCCCCAAUACGCUUGGCGGUUGGUGUGACGAUGGUACAGGCGAGCCGGAAAAGGAUGAGGGGGCCGCAUCGUGUUUCGAGAUUGGAAAGAAGCAGUACGAGGCGGCUCUGGAUCUCUACACCUCGAUGGAUGCCCAGCAGCCAAACGUAAAGGGGUCGGGCGUCAAGGCAUUCCAUCGGUUUCACGACAUGUCUGACUUUCAGUUUCAGCUGCCCAACGGCUCGACAGUCCGCACGUGCUCUGCUGCGUUGGGGUAUUCUUUCGCAGCCGGAACGUGGGACGAACCGGGCCACUAUGAGAUCACGCAGUCUGGUUCCAACGACACAAACUCAUCUCCCAAAUGGAAGGUUCUACGAUGGCUCAUUGGAGCUCCCGGCCCUGAGCAGAUACAGUGCCAUGCUCCCAAGCCUAUCCUCUUCAACGUCGGCAAGACGCACAAGCCCUAUCACUGGACGCCAGAUAUUGUAGACAUUCAGACGUUUAGAGUUGGCCAAUUCAUUAUUGUUGUCAGCCCUGGAGAGGCAACCACGAUGGCCGGUAGACGGUGGAAAGAGGCAGUUGCAGAGAGCAGCAAGAUUCAAUUAGCAGAGGAGCUGGACGGCAAAGAGCCCAUUGUGGUGUUUGGAGGGCCGAGCAACACUUAUACUCAUUAUAUCACGACGGAGCAGGAAUACGGGAUCCAGCGAUAUGAGGGAGCUUCAACCCUGUACGGCCCACACACACUUGCAGCCUACAUAGAUCGGACCAAGGCCCUUCUUUAUCUCCUCAAGGACGAUGCUCCUAGUGGAGAACCCGACUCCCGAGAGACCGGCCCACUGCCCCCCGACAACAGUGACCGAUCCUAUGGCUUCAACACGGGUGUCUUGUUUGAUGGUACAUCACAAUCUCAACAAUUUGGAGAUGUGAUUGUUGACGUCGACAAGAGCCAGUUUACCGUAGGGGAUAAGGUAACGGCAACAUUUGUUGGAGCCAACCCGCGAAAUAACCUGCGAUUGGAAGAGACGUUUGCCGCCGUCGAGUACCGUCGUCCCGGUGAAACAGAAUGGACAGUGGUGCGAGACGACUCGGACUGGAAGUUGAUAUACCAGUGGAAGAGAAGCAGCGUGAUGAUGGGCACCAGCUCCGCAACCAUCUCGUGGGAGAUUGAAGAGUGGACGCCGCCGGGAGAAUACAGACUUUGCUACUUUGGCGAUGCCAAAUCCAUUGAUGGCGAGAUUACGGCGUUUGAGGGCAGAAGCACGGCGUUUAUGGUCAAUUAA